GGCUUACUUUGCUCCAUAUAUUUCCAGUAAAUUCAACAUCAUGACUCUGGUUGGAAGUGUCGCUGGUUUUGCCACUCUAGGAUUCACUGUUCGUGCAUAUGCACUUGGCAUCCAAAAGCGACCCAUCCUUGAAGGUAUCUCUGGUCACUUUUUGACUGCUGGUGCAUUCGGUGCAGUUGGAUACUGGGUCUACAACCUUCAGAAUAAGCAGGUUGAACAGAUUGAACGCAAGAAAGAGCUCCUUUUGUCCAACAGAGCGCGGGCAGAACAGUCCGAGGACAACUAGACGACGACUGUAAUAGAUGUACAUCCACCGCACCCCCAUUUCCUCAAUCGCUU
This is a messenger RNA of Umbelopsis ramanniana AG, 339 nucleotides long. RefSeq lists its product as uncharacterized. The coding region runs from base 41 to 286 and encodes 81 amino acids. The transcript has 2 exons. Lineage: Eukaryota; Fungi; Mucoromycota; Umbelopsidomycetes; Umbelopsidales; Umbelopsidaceae. The record is from RefSeq and is a predicted model, not a curated record.